AUGGAUGAACAAAAUGAUAUAAAUGAUGAAACUGAAUAUAUAAAGGAGACAAAUGUAGAAGUAGAGGAUGAAAUGGAAAAAGAAGAUGAAUCUUCCAAUGAUUUGACUUUAGAGAAAAAAAGGAAAGACCACGCAAGCAACGAUGAUUUACCAGAACCAAAGAAAAUGUCCUUAAUCGAGGAAGGGGAAGAUGAGGAAGAGGAAGGUGAAGAGGAAGAUGAAGAGGAAGAGGAAGAUGAAGAGGAAGAGGAAGAUGAAGAGGAAGAUGAAGAGGAAGAAGAAAAUGAGGAGGAAGAAGAAGAUGAGGAGGAAGAAAAUAACGAAGAAGAAGACGAAGGAGAAGACCCAUAUCUACUAAAAGACGCAACAUAUAUAAAAAAAAACAGAUUAUGGACAAUGAGGCAAAAGGUCCUAAUCGUAAGAUCACCAUUAAAAAAGAAAAACUGUCAAUCAUUUAUUGACAAUUUAAAACUAUUAUUACCUCAUCAUAAAAUGGAGAGUAAAUGGAGUAAAAAAGGGAAAAAAUCAGAUUUAAGUAAUGUAUGUUAUAAUAGUAAUUGUACUAAUUUAAUAUUUUUUGAUAUAAAAAGAAAUCGUCAUUGUUUAUGGAUAUGUAAAAAUAAGAUUGGCCCAUCAUUAUACUUUGAAAUAUUAGAUUAUAUACCAUUACACAGUUUAUCAUUCCCAGGAAAUUGCUUAUUAUAUUCUCGUCCACUUUUAAUAUUUAGCAAGCAAUUUGAUGAAUUCGACCAUUUAAAAUUAAUAAAAGAAAUGUUUAUACAUAUAUUUGGAACACCUAAAUAUCAUCCACUAAGUAAACCAUUUUAUGAUCAUUGUUAUAAUUUUUAUUAUAUAAAUGAUUUAAUAUAUUUUCGUCAUUAUCAAAUUCUACCGACAACAUUAGCUGACUCGAAUAAUAUUAAUAAGCAAAAACUAGUGGAGAUAGGCCCACAAUUUACAUUACAUAUUAUAAAAAUUUUUGACAAAUUUUUUAAAGGAGAUAUUAUUUAUGAAAAUUUGAAAUAUAAAAAUAGUGAAACACCAAAACAGAAAAAAAUGAAACAAAAUAUUAAAAAAAAAAUUACUAGUAUUGAAAAAAAGAAAUCAUAUAUGAAGAGAGUUAAGCUCAUUCACACCCCAAUAAAAACAGACAUCGAUUUUUAA
Messenger RNA from Plasmodium vinckei vinckei, 1164 nucleotides. RefSeq names its product ribosome biogenesis protein BRX1 homolog, putative. Gene Ontology annotation, cellular component: nucleolus. Gene Ontology annotation, biological process: ribosomal large subunit assembly; rRNA processing. The record is from RefSeq and is a predicted model, not a curated record. The coding region runs from base 1 to 1164 and encodes 387 amino acids. The transcript has a single exon. Lineage: Eukaryota; Apicomplexa; Aconoidasida; Haemosporida; Plasmodiidae. Gene Ontology annotation, molecular function: rRNA binding.